UAUAUUUGCUUUUACUCACUGCUCAGGUUUGAUCUCGUCUCGCUCAGUUCGAACUAAGUUCGAACAAGUUCGAUGAGCUUGUGMUCACUUUCAUAUGCAUAAAAACAAGCUUUUGCUCUUUUUUGUGAGCUCUUGCUCAAAUUUUGUUGAGCAUGCCUAUAGUUGACUCGCGUACACUAAAAAGGAAUCAUGGCUGAAUAUUUUGUGCCACAAAGAAAUACAAAAUAUUAUCAAYAGCGUAAAACAAAUUUAGCAAGUGAGGAUAAAAAAUUAUACAGGUUURAUGACAGUAGCAUCAGCUGGUUGGCUAAUUAUUUCUUUGAGGAUUCAGAAGAAACACGUGGUGGUGCCCUCAAUAACAUUGAUAAAAUUCGACUGUAUUUAAGAUUUUGUGCAGAUCCUGGAUUUCAAAAUGGUAUAUCURCAGAUAUUGGUGUCCAUCAAUCAACUGUGUCCCGAACUAUUGCGGAGGUUGCGAAACUUAUAUCUUCCAAAGCAAGCGRGUGGAUAAAAUUCCCGAAAGAUGGAGAUGAAAUAAAAGAUGCUCAAAGGAAAUGGCAAGCAAAUUAUUGCUUUCCAUUUGCAAUUGGAGUGAUUGAUUGUACUCAUAUAAAAAUAAAAAAACCCACAAAUCAAAGCGAUGAGUAUAUUUGUAGAAAAGGCUUCCACUCUAUAAAUGUGCAGGCAACUUGUGAUGGAAAAGAACUUUUUACAAGCGUUGAUAUAUCCUGGCCUGGUUCAGUUCAUGACUCACGCAUCUUACGAAACAGCGAGGUAUGUAGVAUAAUGCAAAAUGCAACGAACGAUGCAUUACUUCUCGGUGAUGAGGGCUAUGGAAUAUGU
Molecule: messenger RNA, 843 nt
Organism: Bactrocera latifrons
Lineage: Eukaryota; Metazoa; Arthropoda; Insecta; Diptera; Tephritidae
Product: putative nuclease HARBI1
Source: RefSeq, a predicted model, not a curated record